Molecule: messenger RNA, 4399 nt
Organism: Eptesicus fuscus (big brown bat)
Lineage: Eukaryota; Metazoa; Chordata; Mammalia; Chiroptera; Vespertilionidae
Gene: XRN2
Product: 5'-3' exoribonuclease 2
Exons: 30
Coding region: 1-2850 (949 amino acids)
Biological process (GO): nuclear-transcribed mRNA catabolic process
Cellular component (GO): nucleus
Molecular function (GO): RNA binding; 5'-3' RNA exonuclease activity
Source: RefSeq, a predicted model, not a curated record
AUGGGAGUCCCGGCGUUCUUCCGCUGGCUCAGCCGCAAAUACCCGUCCAUCAUCGUCAACUGCGUAGAAGAGAAGCCCAAAGAAUGCAAUGGUGUAAAGGUUCCUGUUGAUGCCAGUAAACCUAAUCCAAAUGAUGUGGAGUUUGAUAAUCUGUAUUUGGACAUGAAUGGAAUCAUCCAUCCCUGUACUCAUCCUGAAGACAAACCAGCACCAAAAAACGAAGAUGAAAUGAUGGUUGCAAUUUUUGAGUACAUUGACAGACUUUUCAAUAUUGUAAGACCAAGACGACUUCUCUACAUGGCAAUAGAUGGAGUGGCACCACGUGCUAAAAUGAAUCAACAGCGUUCUAGGAGGUUCAGAGCAUCCAAAGAAGGAAUGGAAGCAGCAGUAGAGAAACAGCGAGUCAGGGAAGAAAUACUGGCAAAAGGUGGCUUUCUUCCUCCAGAGGAAAUAAAAGAAAGAUUUGAUAGCAACUGCAUUACACCAGGAACUGAAUUCAUGGACAAUCUUGCUAAAUGCCUUCGCUAUUACAUAGCUGAUCGUUUAAAUAAUGACCCCGGGUGGAAAAAUUUGACAGUUAUUUUAUCAGAUGCUAGUGCUCCUGGCGAAGGAGAACAUAAAAUCAUGGAUUACAUUAGAAGACAAAGAGCCCAGCCUAACCAUGACCCAAACACUCAUCAUUGCCUAUGUGGAGCAGAUGCUGAUCUCAUCAUGCUCGGCCUUGCUACACACGAACCCAACUUUACCAUUAUUAGAGAAGAAUUCAAACCAAACAAACCCAAACCCUGUGGUCUUUGUAAUCAGUUUGGACAUGAGGUCAAGGACUGUGAAGGUUUGCCAAGAGAAAAGAAGGGAAAGCACGAUGAACUUGCAGAUAGUCUUCCUUGCGCAGAGGGAGAGUUUAUCUUCCUUCGUCUUAAUGUUCUUCGUGAGUAUUUGGAAAGAGAGCUCACCAUGGCCAGCCUUCCAUUCACAUUUGAUGUUGAGAGGAGCAUUGAUGACUGGGUCUUCAUGUGCUUCUUUGUGGGAAAUGACUUUCUUCCUCAUCUGCCAUCGUUAGAAAUUAGGGAAGGUGCAAUUGACCGUUUGGUCAACAUAUACAAAAAUGUGGUACACAAAACUGGGGGUUACCUAACAGAAAGUGGUUAUGUCAAUCUGCAAAGAGUACAGAUGAUCAUGUUAGCAGUUGGUGAAGUUGAGGAUAGCAUUUUUAAAAAGAGAAAGGAUGAUGAGGACAGUUUUAGAAGACGACAGAAAGAAAAAAGAAAGAGAAUGAAGAGAGAUCAACCAGCUUUCACUCCUGGUGGAAUAUUGACUCCUCAUGCCUUGGGUUCAAGAAAUUCAGGUUCUCAAGUAGCCAAUAAUCCGAGACAAUCAGCCUAUGAAAUGAGGAUGCAGAAUAACUCUAGUCCUUCAGUAUCUCCUAAUACAAGUUUCACUUCUGAUGGUUCUCCAUCUCCGUUAGGAGGAAUGAAACGAAAAGCAGAUGACAGUGACAGUGAACCUGAGCCAGAGGAUAAUGUCAGGCUAUGGGAAGCUGGUUGGAAGCAGCGGUACUACAAGAACAAAUUUGAUGUUGACGCGGCUGAUGAGAAAUUUCGUCGUAAAGUUGUACAAUCUUAUGUUGAAGGGCUCUGCUGGGUUCUUCGAUAUUAUUACCAGGGCUGUGCUUCCUGGAAGUGGUAUUACCCGUUCCAUUAUGCACCAUUUGCUUCAGACUUUGAAGGUAUUGCGGACUUGCCUUCUGAUUUUGAGAAGGGCACUAAACCGUUUAAACCACUGGAACAACUUAUGGGAGUUUUUCCAGCUGCAAGUGGUAACUUUCUACCUCCAUCAUGGCGAAAGCUCAUGAGUGAUCCAGAUUCCAGUAUAAUUGACUUUUACCCUGAAGAUUUUGCUAUUGAUUUGAAUGGAAAGAAGUAUGCAUGGCAAGGUGUUGCUCUGUUGCCAUUUGUGGAUGAGCGCAGGCUGCGAGCUGCCCUUGAAGAGGUAUACCCAGACCUCACUCCAGAAGAGACUAGAAGAAACAGUCUUGGAGGUGAUGUCUUAUUUGUAGGGAAACAUCACCAACUCCAUGACUUCAUUUCAGAGCUAUACCAGACAGGUUCCACAGAGCCAGUGGAUGUACCACCUGAAUUAUGUCAUGGGAUUCAAGGAAAGUUUUCUUUGGAUGAAGAAGCCAUCCUUCCAGAUCAAGUAGUAUGUUCUCCUGUUCCCAUGUUACGGGAUCUGACACAGAACACUGCAAUCAGUAUUAAUUUUAAGGACCCACAGUUUGCCGAAGAUUACAUUUUUAAAGCUGUAAUGCUUCCAGGAGCAAGAAAACCAGCACCGGUACUGAAACCUGGUGACUGGGAAAAAUCCAGCAAUGGGCGGCAGUGGAAGCCCCAGCUUGGCUUUAAUCGGGACCGGCGGCCUGUCCACCUGGAUCAGGCAGCAUUCAGGACUUUGGGCCAUGUUAUGCCAAGAGGCUCAGGAACUGGCAUUUACAGCAAUGCUGCGCCACCACCUGUAAGUUUUCAGGGAAACUUAUACAGGCCGCUGUUGAGAGGACAAGCCCAGAUUCCAAAACUUAUGUCAAAUAUGAGGCCCCAGGAUUCCUGGCGAGGUCCUCCUCCUCUUUUCCAGCAGCAAAGAUUUGACAGGGGUGUUGGGGCUGAACCUCUACUGCCAUGGAACCGGAUGCUCCAGACCCAAAAUGCAGGCUUUCAGCCAAACCAGUACCAGAUGCUAGCCGGGCCUGGCGGGUAUCCACCCAGACGCGAUGAUCGUGGAGGGAGACAGGGAUAUCCCAGAGAAGGAAGGAAGUACCCUUUGCCACCACCCUCAGGAAGAUACAAUUGGAAUUAGGCUUUUGUAAAGCUUUCCCAAAUCCUUUCAUCAUUCUACACUUUUAUGCUAUUUGUGGAAAGAUUUCUUUCUCAAGUAGUAGUUUUUAAGAAAACUGCAGUACUUUGUGUAUUUCUUUUAACUGUAUAUUUCUACUGAUCUGAUCUCACUGUUUUAUGUUGCUUUCCAAAGAUGUAUGUUGCAUAAUACAGUGGAUCUGAAUUUAUUAUUGCUUGUAAAACAUUUUGAUGGAAUAGGAAUACUGGUUUUUCAUUAUGGUUAAAAAUCAAACCAGCUGUGGAUUUCAAAACACAGUGUAUUCUAGAUCAUCUAAGAUCCAUGCUGAUUUUUAAUGCACAAGAAUUAGGUAUGAACUCUUGAGCUGGAACCCUCAGCCAACUAGAGUAUAUAUUGUUCAGUAUUUCUUUGGAAACAUUUCAUUAAUGUACUUGUCUUACAGAAAUUUCUGGACUUUAGUAAAAACAAACAAAAAAUUUUAAAAUUCUGGUUUCUUGUGUUCUUAUUCUUUUACAGUAUUUCAACUUCGAAAAUCUUGGCCAAGCAUGUUGGUUUUUCUAAAAUCAGUUUUUCAGAAAACAGUUAAUUUCUACAAUAAGAUGUUAAGAUGAUAUGCUCAGCAAUACCACCCAACCAACGCAUAUGUUAGUAUGCCUGUCAGCUUCUGAUUUUGCUAACUAUAAAAUCUUUGUGAGAAUAAAUUAUUUACAUUUUACAAAUUUCAUGUAGACUCCUGUAUCAAUUUUAAGGACUUUAAAAAAUUUUUAUAAGAAAAGUUGGGAAGUGAAAAGUUUAAUUUAUAGGUAAAUAGUGUAUGCUCCUUAGCACAUUUUUUUGGCGUUACUUCUUAAUAGAUUCCAAUUUGUACUCAUUUUUUUCCUUGCUACCAAGCACACUAUAAUUCCUUAAAUUAAUUCUUGGAGUUUACAUACAACACUUCCAUAUGUGUUUUAAUUUUAUCACCAAAACAAAUUCAGAUAUAUUAUAAAGAUUCUUGCUGCUUUGUUUCCUCCUUUCCAUUCUAGCCUAAGGUGGUAAAAUAAGAUUUCUCUUUGUCCUGCUGACAUAGGAUAUUUUUGCUUUAAUAUUCAACUAAAGCACACUUGUUAAUCUUAUUUUAUGUGUUAAAAAUCUCACCUUAAUCUUAAAUAAGGUAUUUUGAAGUUACUGGGUUCAUUGCUGGUGAUGGGUGAAUAGAGCAGGGCCCUUACUGUUGAGAAAAGUUUCUCAACCGGGAAUUAACACAACCAUUAUGUAUUUCCUUCACAAUACAUUAAAAAGAUAAUAAUGCCUUCCAUUAAAUUUCUCUUCCAAAUAUUAAAAACAUAUAGCCACUUAAAUCAAGCAUGGUAUAUUCCAAAGGAGCUUAUAUAAAUGUCUUAUUGUGUAUAGCUUUAUAGGUACCCAAAGCUCACACACUUCUACAGAACCUGUAUUUUCUCCAACCUUCAGUUUUGGUUUAGUUUAGCACUGUUUCAAGCUAUCGUGUGUGUCUGUAAAAUAAUUCCGUUUUGACUUGGCUUUUCCACAAUUAUAUGUAACUAUUCAAAAC